Perkinsus marinus ATCC 50983 is the source of this 192-nucleotide messenger RNA. RefSeq lists its product as hypothetical. The record is from RefSeq and is a predicted model, not a curated record. The coding region runs from base 1 to 192 and encodes 63 amino acids. Lineage: Eukaryota; Perkinsozoa; Perkinsida; Perkinsidae. The transcript has 2 exons.
AUGGAACGGCUCCACAUCUCUUUCGCUAAGGCCAUCACUCUCCUGGUCUUGUGGCUCAUCACCAUUCUCACUCUCGUUGCAUGGAUAGUUGUCGAACGCGAUAUCACGAUCUCUGAGUACUACGGCAAGGAAGACGACCCUGUUAGGUCUUCUUCUACUGUCGCUGAUGAGGCUAUUGCUACUGCAGUGUAG